Carassius gibelio (silver crucian carp) is the source of this 2867-nucleotide messenger RNA. RefSeq names its product zinc finger protein 678-like. Lineage: Eukaryota; Metazoa; Chordata; Actinopteri; Cypriniformes; Cyprinidae. Gene Ontology annotation, biological process: regulation of DNA-templated transcription. The transcript is spliced from 2 exons. The record is from RefSeq and is a predicted model, not a curated record. Gene Ontology annotation, molecular function: RNA polymerase II cis-regulatory region sequence-specific DNA binding; DNA-binding transcription factor activity, RNA polymerase II-specific. The coding region runs from base 949 to 2064 and encodes 371 amino acids.
GAGAAGAAGAAGAGCUGCGCUCCUAGCUGUUGUUUUAAAAGAUUUUCUACGUUUUCAAAGCAUCCCGAGAUCAUUCACGAAUGAAAACAUGCAUUCGAAGCAGCAGGAAGAUCAGAAACCUGUAAAGAUAGAGUUUACUGAAGAGUGCAGAGAGAACACGAGUGAUCCAGAACCUUUCAGAGUGAAGCAUGAAGAAACUGAAGAGUGCAGAGAGAACACGAGUGAUCCAGAACCCUUCAGAGUGAAGCAUGAAGAAACUGAAGAAGAAAGAGAGGUGAUCAAAGAAAAGGAGGAGAAUGAAGAAUUGACCUGUCCUCAGUGUGAAAAGAGUUUGACAUGCAAAUAUAGUCUUGAUGUUCACAUGAGACUUCAUACCGGAGAGCAACCAUUUAAGUAUUCACUUUGUGACCAGAGAUUCAGUCUUUCUGGACAUCUGAAAAUACACGAGAGGAUCCACACUGGAGACAAACCGUUCACUUGUGAUCAAUGCGGGAAGAGUUUUAGAGAAUCAACAAACCUUAACGAUCACAUAAACGACCACACAGAAGAGAAACCGCAUGCAUGUGAUCAAUGCGGCAAAAUAUUUAAGUGGGUUUCAGUCCUGAAGAAGCACCUGAAUGUUCAUACAAAGGAGAAGCAACAUUCAUGCCAUUUGUGUGGAAAGAGUUUUUCAUGUCUAAAUACUUUGAAAGUGCAUGAGAAAAUGCAUACUGGUGUGAAAGAGUACAUGUGCUUUGAGUGUGAAAAGACUUUUACUACAGCAAACAAUUUGAAAAUGCAUGAGAGGAUUCACACUGGAGAGAAACCGUACACUUGUGAUCAGUGUGGGAGGAGUUUCACACAAUCAUCAAGCCUUAAGGUACACAUGAACAUCCACAUGGGAGAGAAACCGCACACAUGUGAACAGUGCGGAAAGCUUUCAGACAAAAAGGAAACCUUAAGACACAUAUGAGAGUUCAUACAGGAGAGAAACUGGUCAUUUGUGAGCAGUGCGGGAAGAGUUUUGCAAACUCAGCUAGACUUAAGGAUCACAUGAGAGUCCACACCGGAGAGAAACCUUAUACAUGUGAUCAGUGCGGCAAAACAUUUAUGUGGGCUUCAGUUCUGAAGAAUCACCUGAGAGUUCAUACACAGGAGAAACCACAUUCAUGUCAUUUGUGUAGAAAGAGUUUUUCAUGUCUAAAUACUUUGAAAGUGCAUGAGAAAAUGCAUACUGGUGUGGAAGAGUACAUGUGCUUUGAGUGUGAAAAGACUUUUACUACAGCAAACAAUUUGAAAAUGCAUGAGAGGAUUCACACUGGAGAGAAACCGUACACUUGUGAUCAGUGUGGGAGGAGUUUCACACAAUCAUCAAGCCUUAAGGUACACAUGAACAUCCACACUGGAGAAAAACCGCACACAUGUGAGCAGUGCGGAAAGCCUUUCAGACAAAAAGGAAACCUUAAGACACAUAUGAGAGUUCAUACAGGAGAGAAACUGGACUUUUGUGAUCAGUGCGGAAAGAGUUUUGCAAACUCAGCUAGACUUAAGGAUCACAUGAGAGUCCACACCGGAGAGAAACCUUAUACAUGUGAUCAGUGCGGCAAAACAUUUAUGUGGGCUUCAGUUCUGAAGAAUCACCUGAGAGUUCAUACACAGGAGAAACCACAUUCAUGUCAUUUGUGUGAAAAGAGUUUUUCACAGCUCCAAAAUUUAAAAGUACAUCAGAAACUUCAUACUGGUGUGAGAGAGUACAUGUGCUUUGAGUGUGAAAAGACUUUUACUACAGCGACCAGUUUAAAACUGCAUGAGAGGAUUCACACUGGAGAGAAACCUUACAAGUGUUCACACUGUGAAAAGAGAUUCAGUCGGUUAGGAGACCUGAAAUCACAUGAGAUGAUUCACACUGGAGAGAAACCUUACAAGUGUUCACACUGUGACCAGAGAUUCAGUAUUUCAAGAGACCUGAAAAGACACGAGAGAAUUCACACUGGAGAGAAACCUUAUCACUGCACUGAAUGUGGGAAGCGUUUCAAUCAAUCAUCCUCUCUACACAAACAUACAAAAAACAUUCACAGUAAGUAGAUCAUCUUCAAGCGAAAGGACAAAGAAUCAUUAUCCCAAUGGAUACAUUUAAUCUUUUUCAAAACCAGCAGAUUCAACUGUGAGAUUCAGAUUAACUCAAAUAUAGUGAAGUCAAGGAACCGUGAAUUUUUUUUUAUUAUUAUUGUGCUUUCUCAUGAAUUUCAUAUUAUGCUUAAUUGUCUUAUCAUGAACAUGUGUCACUUGAAGUUUGUUUACUCUUACAUAAAGGGAAAGUAGAAGCUUUUUACGAACCGUUCUUCCGCUUGAUAUGUGUUUAGGAAACGGAGAUGCAAAAUAUACUGUCAUGUAGCAUUCUAAUUGAUCCACAUUUGCUUCUUUUGGAUGAAUAUUUGUACCCUGGUAUUAAACAAGCCCUAAUAAAUUACAAAAGACUGUAUCGAUCAGCUCUAAUGUUAACUUUUCUGCUUUUGGUGCUGGGUAAAUUAACCCUUCAACUGGUGAGUUUAAAAUAUUCUAGCGGUCCCCCCAGAGCGCUUUUUUGUUUUUCCUUUUAAUUAAAAAAAUUUAUAAACUUGCUCAACAUAACAUCAACCAUCUGAUAUUCUGAUUCGCAAGUUUUAUGUGAAACAUGUGUUUUGUCAUUUAAAAACCAUUCUAAAUGAUCUUGAUCUCAAUCUGUAACGUGAGAUGGGUGCUGCAAUGUUUGUUCACGCUGCAGUUCAGAGUCUUGUCAGUUGGGUUUAAUGCACGUUAAAUUCAUAAAUUUCUCCUGAAAUACAAGUAACUUUAUAGUCACUUACACUAUGUGUAUCUGAUAUUAAUAAAACACUUUGCAAAUUAUA